Lentinula edodes (shiitake mushroom) is the source of this 765-nucleotide messenger RNA. Its product is annotated as NUDIX hydrolase domain-like protein. The transcript has 4 exons. The coding region runs from base 1 to 765 and encodes 254 amino acids. Gene Ontology annotation, cellular component: cytoplasm. Lineage: Eukaryota; Fungi; Basidiomycota; Agaricomycetes; Agaricales; Omphalotaceae. Gene Ontology annotation, molecular function: isopentenyl-diphosphate delta-isomerase activity. Gene Ontology annotation, biological process: isopentenyl diphosphate biosynthetic process; isoprenoid biosynthetic process. The record is from RefSeq and is a predicted model, not a curated record.
AUGUCUUCCCCAGCCGUUCUCGCUGCAAAAGCCGCUCUCACCAGUAUCGACCUUUCCGGUUAUGAUCCCGUUCAGUCCAAGUUGAUGGACGAAAGAUGUAUCUUGGUCGAUGAGGAUGACAAUGCUCUUGGAGCUGUGGAUAAGAAAACAUGCAAGUCGUGCCAUCUAAUGGAGAACAUUAACAAAGGUCUCCUCCAUCGCGCGUUUUCGGCUUUUGUGUUUCGGCCUUCAGAUGGCAAGCUCCUUCUCCAAAAACGCGCUCCCGAAAAGAUCACAUUUCCGGAUAUGUGGACAAAUUCCUGCUGCUCGCAUCCGUUAGACGAUUUUGAAGCAGAAAAGAUCGAGAAAGAUCAACUAGGUGUUCGGGUCGCUGCAUCAAGGAAACUAGAACAUGAACUUGGAAUCCCACAGAGUCAAACCCCUGUAGACGAGUUCCAAUACCUCACACGUAUACACUACCUGGCUCCUUCGAAUGGGAUGUGGGGUGAGCAUGAAGUGGAUUAUAUUCUUUUCAUCACUGCCGAUGUCACUGUUACACCCAACGAGAACGAAAUAUGCGACCAUAAAUAUGUCGACAAGGCAGAAUUACAGUCAAUGUUCGAGGAGACAGGUAAUUUGUUCACGCCUUGGUUCAAGCUCAUCGCUCGUGACUUUCUCUUCGGAUGGUGGGACGAACUCUUACUCCGUAAAGGUGCUGAUGGCAAAGUCUCCGCCAAGAGUCUAGCAGGUAUCGUAGAUGGAUCCAAAGUGGUGAAGAUGGUGUAA